Messenger RNA from Carassius auratus (goldfish), 1453 nucleotides. RefSeq names its product TAF6-like RNA polymerase II p300/CBP-associated factor-associated factor 65 kDa subunit 6L. The record is from RefSeq and is a predicted model, not a curated record. The transcript is spliced from 6 exons. Bases 1 to 963 code for a protein of 320 amino acids. Gene Ontology annotation, biological process: RNA polymerase II preinitiation complex assembly; transcription initiation at RNA polymerase II promoter. Gene Ontology annotation, molecular function: transcription coactivator activity; RNA polymerase II general transcription initiation factor activity. Gene Ontology annotation, cellular component: SLIK (SAGA-like) complex; transcription factor TFIID complex; SAGA complex. Lineage: Eukaryota; Metazoa; Chordata; Actinopteri; Cypriniformes; Cyprinidae.
AUGAGUGGGGUGAAGUCAGUCAGUCAUGAUCUGGACCAGUUAAACAGACUCCUACACAUGGUGAAGAGUUUGGUGCAGAGCCCGUAUUUGUCCCUGGGCUCAUAUGUGCGCAGUCUGGUGUCCAGUGUCAUGUACUGCAUCCUGGAGCCUCUGGCUGCGUCCAUCAACCCCCUCAAUGACCACUGGACCCUGAGAGACUAUGCAGCCCUUCUGCUCAGCCACAUCUUCUGGACACAUGGUGAUCUUGUGAGUUGGCUGUACCAUCAGAUUCUUCUGUCUCUGCAGAAGGUUCUUUCAGAUCCGGUUAGACCUCUCUGUUCCCACUAUGGAGCUGUAGUGGAUCUGCAUGCUCUCAGCUGGAAGGCUGUUGAACGUGUGCUGUAUCCUCACCUCCCUGCGUAUUGGGCGAAUCUACAAGCUGUGCUAAAUGAUUACUCCGUGUCCAACGCUCAGGUGAAAGCAGACAGCCACAAAGUCUAUGGAGCCAUUCUGGUGGCGGUAGAGCGUUUGCUGAAGAUGAAGGCACUCAGUCUGACCUCGGCAGCAGGAGGCGGCGGUGCUGGUCUACCAGACACUGCCACAGGGGCUGUCAGCUUCAGAGAAAACUCUCCUGGCCUCAGCCCACCCCCCGAACCUCUUUCCGAACCCCCUCUUGGCAUUGCAAGCCAUCUCCAAGCAGGUGGAGCUGGCUGUCCAUGGGAGGAGUGGACUACUGUAUCUCUUCCUGUCAUGUAUUGUGAACUCUACUCGUUUUUUGGAGAUAUUCUGGCUGUACGCUUCAGCACUGACCCGCCACUCGAUCUCUUGCCCGCUCUUCAUCUUCAUCCUCACGUUCCAGGUCAUCUUCGUCACGUCCUGGACGUUCUACCAGCCAAUCCCAAGACAUUUUCCCUAAAGCCCGCUACACGCUGCUUCAGGCUGGACCUCCUGCUUUCUCUUUCAUCAUCGGCGGGCGACAGAUAGGUAGAAGGCACUUCCAGACGAGCUUUACUCCAACUCCAGCUCUUACUACCCUCCCUCCUCGUGCUUACGCCCACAAGCUGCCCGUCAUAGGGAGAGUCCGCAAACCUGUGUGCCGCUGGACGUGUUCCCAUUACUCUCUUCACCUGCCUCUUUAAAAUACGUGAAUGAUGUACGUGACGUUUAGAGACACGUGACCACAGUGACAUCUCAUCAAAUGGCUGCAUCUUAGUUAUUACAGAUGAACAGAUCUAUAUGCUCUAUGCAAACAAGGCAAGUAUUAUUGUGAGAAAAUAAUUGUGAAUGAACGCCUGAGAUUUUUAUGCUAUAGCUCUGCUGAUUCUGAUCAGUAGCAUUAACUUUAAGUUCUUAUAUAGUUAUUUCUAAAGUUUAUAUUUACUGUACUUGCAGCAGGAUAAAGCUGAACAGAUGCUGUUAUACAAUUGCCUUGUUUAUUAGAGGAUUUAUGUAUGAAUGAAUGUCCUUUUUUAAG